Molecule: messenger RNA, 2786 nt
Organism: Notolabrus celidotus (New Zealand spotty)
Lineage: Eukaryota; Metazoa; Chordata; Actinopteri; Labriformes; Labridae
Product: GRIP and coiled-coil domain-containing protein 2-like
Exons: 1
Coding region: 404-2698 (764 amino acids)
Source: RefSeq, a predicted model, not a curated record
AGUAGAAUUGGACUAUGAUGUCAUAACUGACCAAGCUGUAAACCAUGUAUACCAGACACAGUCAGUGAUCGCAGCACCCAGCACACAGACUAUUUACACAGUCAGUGAUCGCAGCACGCAGCACGCAGACUAUUUUAACUUCAAACUUGUCAACAUCUGAGACACUAACUCUACCCAGAUUAGUAAUGGAAAACAAGGUGAAGGUUAACACUAUGUCGAAUGCUAGCAACAACAGCGGCAUCCAGCGCCCCACUCAGCCAGGAGCUAAGAUGCCUUAUCAAAGGGGGGAGAAAGGCCACCCGGUUCACUACCACCGGACCUUUUACCAAAAGGGUGAAGGAGGCCACCAGCAUCCCCACAACCAUCCUGCCCAAAAUCCAGGAUAUCAGAGACCCCCUCCAAGAUGGGAGGUGGAGGCAGGUCUCAAAAACGCAUUGAGGAACUGGACUUGCUUCUGAUAAAGGAGAGAGAGAUGAAGAAGAAAGCAGUGCCACCUAAACCCAGCGUCAGGGACACAUCAGUGGAUGAGGUUCACAGCGAGUGUGACAGGCAGAUCAAGAGGAUGAGUGAAGAACUAAAACACCUUAAUCCUUCCUACUGCGUACCACAGGAUAUGUUUUAUUACUCGCUGAAGACCAAAGAGGAGCUCUUAGGUGUAAUUUCUGCACAAAACAGAAAGCUCGCACAACUCUCGGCUGGCGCAGAGCCUGAUAAUACCCCGAGAGUUGAGAAAGAAGCACCAAAAGAGAAAGAAGCACCAAAAGAGAAAGAAGCACCAAAUGAGGAGAUGGAGGUCCUGCUGAAUGAGGCAGUAAGCAGAAACCUCACCACCACUCUGCAGAUGGAGGCCUUAGAGAAGGAGCUGAGGGCUCAUGAGGAGGAAAAGAAGGCGAUGAAGACGGAGAUGGUAGAGAUGAAGAAGAAGCUGAGGCUCUAUAUGUGGGAUCCAACCGAAGAACCAAUCAACGUGGAGGAGGACGAGGAGGUCCCUGAUGAGAAUGGUACUUCAGACCUGGCUGGAGUUACUUCUGAAGAGGUUGGACAAUGGACAAAAAUUCCAUAUAAAUCCACCAUUAAGGCAACGAAAAAAGCUGCCAAGAUGCACGAACUCCAAAAUAUCAUUGCAUCUCUUAACAAGCAGCUGCGAGCUGAAAGGUUCAGGACCCACACCCUCCAACAAGAACUGUAUAAUUUUAGGUGUAUGCCUAAAGAGGAAGCCAGCCAAGACCCAAACCAGGUUGAGACAUUGAAAGCAGAGAAAGUUUCCCUGGAAGAGAAGGUGAAGGCCCUGCAGGAAGAGGUCUGGACUAUUGCAUCAGAAGAAACAGAUAAUACAGACAAGAUUCAAAAGCUUCAAGCUAGUGUUGAACAUAAAAACAAUCAGCUGCAGGCUGAAAGGCUGAGGGCUGACACCCUCCAAAAAGAAAAUGAGACAUUUAGAUGUAACAUUCAAGAGGUAGCCAGCCAAGACCCAAGCCAGGUUGAGACACUGAAGGCAGAGAAACUUUCCCUGGAAGAGAAGGUGAAGGCCCUGCAGGAAGAGGUGUUGAGUAAAGCAUCAGAGGAAACAGAUAAUACAGACGAGAUUCAAAAGCUUCAAGCUAGUGUUGAACGUAAAAACAACCAGCUGCAGGCUGAAAGGCUCAGGGCUGACACCCUCCAAAAAGAAAAGGAAACAUUAAGGUGUAAGCUUGAAGAGGUAGCCAGCCAAGACCCGAAGCACGUUGAGACACUGAAGGCAGAGAAACUUUCCCUGGAGGAGAAGGUGAAGGCCCUGCAGGAAGAGGUGUUAAGUAAAGCAUCAGAGGAAACAAUUCUUCCAAACAAUAUUCAACAGCUUCAAGAUAGUGUUGAACUUAAAGACAACCAGCUGCAGAUUGAAAAGGGAUUAAAUGAGACCCUCCACAAAGAACUGGAGAAAUUUUGGUGUACGCUUGAAGAGGUAGCCAACCAAGACCUAGAGCAGGUUGAGGAGCUGGAGGAGCAGAAACUUUCCCUGGAGUUGAAGGUGAAGGCCCUGCAGGAAGAGGUCUUCAGUAGAGCAUCAGGGGAGUCUGAAAAUAACAGCAAGACUGAAGAGCUCCGAGAUAUCCUUUCAAAACAAAACAACAGGCUGCAGGCUGAGAUGUUGAGGGCUGACAGCCUCCAGACACAAAAGGAAGAGGUCAUGAAUCAGCUUGAGGAAAUGUCCAUCAAAGACCGGAAGCUGAUUGAAAGGUUUAAGAGAGAACAAGACUCCCUGAAGCAGGAGCUCAUGGACCAGCAAAGUGAGACCUUCAGCAUAGAGAAGACAAACAGAGAGCAGAUGGAGCACUUGAAGAACCAGCUCACAGAAAAGACCAGAAGCUGCCUCAAGCUGGCCUCCAAACUAGAAGAUCAGGAGCAAGUCAGCCAGGUGCUAAAGCAAGAGGUGGAGGGUCUCCAUGAGGAAAUAAAGGCGCUGAUGUGUGAGGAGAAGGCAGAGCCCUCCCUGACAUUAGAUACAAUCCAGGUCAACGCCGAAGGAGACGCUCCAGCCAUGGUCGAGGAGACAUCUGAAAACAUCCAGACAACCCCGGAGAUGGUCAAGGAAACACCCGAGAUCGUAGAGUCAAGACCCGAGAUGGAGAAAGUCUCUUUGUGGAGGAGGUUUAAGAAGUUUAUGACUCCUCACAGUCGCCGCCAAUACAAGGAGCACAGACAGAAGAACCAGGAGUGAGACCCCAGCCAUACCAUCGCCCCAAAAUAUUUGAUUAAAUUCAAAUAGCCCUAAAACAAAUCAAUAAAAAAAAAAAUAAACAAAUUAA